UUGUGACGUUGGCAGUAGUGUCAGAAUCGCUGAAACGGGAAGAGCUAACGGGUUGCUCUUGAUCCUGUUUUUAUCAAUUUUAUAUACGAAGAGCUUUUAUCCGUGACUUAUUUCUGUAAAAAAUAAAUAAAGAUAUAGUAAUAAGUGUUUUACAACGUUGUUUAAUUGUGAUGAACGUGUUGUGAGCCCCAAUAUUUGUGUAAAUAAGUUGGAUAGUGUAUAUAAUGGCGUUGUACGGGGAAUCUCUCUGGAUGUUUGCAUGAAAACUAUUGGAAGAUAACAGAGUAAUCUGCUGUGAUGUCCUCGGUUGCUGGCGCGUGGUGGCGUGCGCAGGCGCGGUGAUGGCGCGCGUCCCAUGAGCCGCCUGCUGUGCUGCCUGUGCGCGCGCGCAGCCGACAUGGGCGCCGCGCUCUCGCACGCAGGCCCGCAGGACGUGGAGGCGUGCGACGGCGCCGCGCCGCCGGCCGCGCCGCCCACCAUGGCCGACGUCAUACGUGAGAGGAAGAAAAAAGCAGGUGGCGCAGGCCUCGGCACGAUUCGGAGGCGGAUCGCGGCCGCCACCCGCAGGCCCAGGGACUCCCGGUCUGAUAGAGGCUGCGAGCACUCGCGCACGAUCAGGUCGGUGGUGUCGUCGUGGCGGCUGGCGGAGGUGUUCCUGCUGUGCGAGGAGCUGGAGGCGGGCGCUGCGCUGCGCGACCUCAGCACGCAGGCGGAGCUGGCGCGCGCGCCCGCGCCGCAUCUCGCCGCUGCGCUGCACGCCGCGCUGCGCGACCGAUGGUGGUGUGAUAUAGAGCUGCUGGGAGCCGGAUACACGAUGCACGCGCACCGCGCCAUCUUGUCUGCCAGGUGUUCCUACUUCCGGGAGCUGCUGCAACACUAUCCCAGGUCGAUGUACCGCGUCCCGCUGGAGGGCGCAGGCGCAGCGUUGUCCCGCGCGGAGCUGGAGGCCGUGGUCGCGGCGCUGUACACGGGACAGGCGGCCGUCUGCUCCUGCGACAAAUAUGAGCGCAAUGUGGAAGAUGAUUUGGACAUCAUCAAUGUGGACGGCACCAAUUCGCGGCGCAGCAGCACGUGCGCGUGCGCAGCGUCGCGCGUGGACGCGGCGGCGCUGCGGCGUCUGGGCGCCGCUCUCGGGUUCUCUCUGCACUCGCUGCACACGGACAUGAAAUACCUCUUGGAUUCCGGGGAGCUGGCGGACGCGCGGCUGCAGCUGGACGCGCACGCGCACGCGCACGCGCAGCGCUGCCAUCGGCUCGUGCUGGCCGCGCGCUCGCGCUUCUUCAGGAACGUGAUGUCUCGUCGCAGCGCUAGCGCGGCGCCGUUCGACGUGUGUUUGGACGAGAAGGUGCUGCCGCGGAGAUUCGUCCGGGCGUUACUUCACGCCGCUUAUACUGACCAGGUGGAUCUCAGUUUGAUUGGAAGGAACUCCUCGACUCCCGCGUCUGCCACCAGUUCCUCCAGUGGAACAACGCCCUGGUCGUCGGUGUCCCGCGGCCGCACGGCCAGCGCUGCAAUGUUAGAGGACGCGUUCCAGCUUUACGAGAUCGCCAGGUUCGUGGAGAUGCCGAUAGUGGCGCAGGGCUGCGAGGACGCGAUCGCGGAGGCGCUGUGUCCGGAGUCGCUGCCGGCCGCGCUGCGCUGGGCCGCGCUGCCGCACGCCAGCGCCUGGGUGCACCGACAAGCGAUGCGGUACCUGCGCGACGAGUUCGUGUCGAUAAUGUCCCACUCGGCGGCGGCGCGGCUGCCGCGGCAAGCGGUGACCGCGGCGCUGGGCUCCCCGUUCCUGCAGGCCAGCGAGGCGCAGGCGCUGCGCGCGCUGCUGCGCUACGCCGAGCGCGUCUGCGCCACCAACAGAGAACCGAACGUGGUGUGGCACACGGCGCACUCGGUGUCGCGGCUGGGCGCGCGGCGGCGGGAUGUGAACGAGGCGGCGCUGAGGGAGCUGCUGGCGCCGCUGGUGCCGCUGCUGAGGGUGGAACACCUGCCGCCCGACUGCGAGCCUCUGCAACAGUUGAUCCGUAGGGGCAUCAUCGCGGCGCCCCCCGAGCCGUGCCCCACGCUGGCCGCGUGGCAGGCGCGGGGCUCCUAUCGCCCGCCGCGGUGUUUCCUUCCGUAUCUCGACGAGCUCAAGGCGUUGCUUGAGGAACAAGAGGUGCCCGAAGCAGAGUUGGCGCGAGCGAGACGAGCGAAAAACAUGCAUCGAAUACCGGACACCCUGUAUAUGGUGGCAGCAGCGCGCACGAACGACGGUAGUUCCACAACAGUUAACAACACAGUGCCCGCCGAAUGUGUCUGUAUUUCAGCGCGCACGCGCGGCGCGCUGCUGUCGCGCAUGCGCGAGCUGCGCGCCGCGCCCGCCGCCACCAGGGCGCUCGGGUUGCGUGCCUGCGACUCCGCCAGGGUGCUGCGCCAGAUCGCUUUGCGUGCGGUCAGGGAAAUGUCUCUGCCGGACACGUGCGCGGAAUUAAUUAUGAACGAAGCCGAUUUAUUAGACACCGCGCCGGAGCGAGAGAGUGCAAGCAACAAGUCUCGGGGCAGCGGCGAGUGGGAGUGCGAGCGAGACAGAAGGGAGAACAGAGAGUCGCGGGAGAGAGACAGAGACAGCAGGAGUCGGCGGUGGGAGUCCGACGACGACUGCUGCAGUUCGGCGAGCGCUGGCGGGUCGCUGCGCCACGACGCCAGUCUGAGACAUCGCUCGCUGCUGCUGCCUAGCGACUCGUCUCGUCCGGGCACGUGUCGCCGGGAGCCGCAGAGAGGCAACGCCGACCAAACAAGUUGUCGUUUCAGCCCGUGUGCGGGCGCGGCGGCGCCGCCGCGGCUGUCGGCGGCCGUGCCGGACGUGGCGAUGGCCCCCAAUGCCAACACCCACCUCCUCACGGCGCCCACCUACUUCCGACACCAGACGCAGUACGCCGCCGAAUAUAGCGGUGGUGUUCUCCAGUUGGAUCUCGGUGAUGGUGCGACACACACGCCCAGACCUGGGUCGCGCGCGGCGCGUGCGCAGGCGCAGCUCGGGCGCGCGCGCGGCGACGACGGCCGCGCCAUUGAGCUCUCCGUCAUACACGCGUAUUCGUCUCUGCACGCGGGCGCGGCGCAGCUUCCGCGGCUGCCGGCGCCGCGGUGCCGCGCGCUCCACAGCGACACGCUGCCGCAGAGAUACAGAGAUAUCUCUCAUACUGCGCUAGGAGUCGCGGGCCCGCAGCGCGCGCGGCCGCCUCCGAGCGCGGGACGCGGCCGCGGCGCCUCGCGGAGCCCCAGCCCGCGGCUCCACCACGACUACACGCACAGAUCGGAUGCGGGGUACGGCAGCCCGGCCGCGGGCAGCCGCUCGCACUCGCCCAGAGAGUGACAGCCCUAAAUGAAGCGAGGUGAUAAUUAUGAUCUACAGUUUUUAAUCGGCAAAAUUUUAAUUGUCAAAAAUGUAUACACAUUGACUGAUCACUUAACUUCAUACAAUAAUAGCAUAUAUCAUUGAUUACAAUACAAAACAACAUUGUACAAUUCGUUUCCACAUGAAAAAUAACGGUUUUCACAGUAAAGUAUUCCCCCGUUUUUAUUGACAGUAAAUAGGAGCUAGAAUAAAUAAAGGAAUUAAAUGUCGGCUGGAAACACUGGGCUUUUAUCAAACUCAAAUCUUGUACAUUCAUGUGUAUUGCAUUGGCAAAAAAAAAUAGUUCGUUAAAAAUUAGUUUUGUUCACUUUCCUGACGGACAGAUAAAUAGUACAAAAUUAUAUUUUUUUUGAUAUUGCAACACCGAGAAUGGUCAACAUCGGUUGAUGAUAACCCAGUUGAAAUGAGCCAGCUAAGUCAGCACACAGCGCUCUAAUUUAUUGUCUAGUCUUUGUAGACUGAAUGUAUAUAAAUAUUUCAGUUUAAUGAAAUAUUUAUAUAAUAAUUUUUGUUGACAUUUAUAAAGAAAAUUGUUAUAAAUUGUGUGAAGGUAAGUGUUUUUGUAAAAGGGUAACAAACUGUCACUGGACAAUACGUAAAUUGAUAAUUUAUGUAAAAAUUGUUUUUGGUUUUUAUGCGAAAUAAUAAAUACGAUAAUGACCAAUUGAUUAUAUUGGAUCGCAAUGAUUUUUUUUUUGGCAAAAUAAAAUUGAUUUUAAAUAUAAUUUCUAUGUCAUUGAGCCGUAAUGUGUGGCCCUAUUGUUUAAUUUAAGAUAAAAAUUCAAAAUUUAACCUGAUCUCAGUGUGUACGACGCUUGUAUGUAGCGCACACCGUGUAUGGAUAUGUAUGAUACCAUACAUUCGUAUGGAAAUGUAAAUAACAAGAUUAAGGGAGGCAUCGUGCGUUUUACGAAAAAAAAAAUUACGAAAAUGUAAAAAAAUAAUUUAAAUUCCUUUUUUUUUUUCUUUUCGAUGACUAAUAAAUAAAUGAUAAAUAUAUUAGGUUAGGACAAAUCACACAGAUUGAGCCUAACCCCAAAGUUAGUUCGAGACACAAGUUUCGAUAUGGGAUACUAACUCAACGAUACUAUAUUUUAUAACAAAUAAACAUCCAAGACCCGGACCAAUCAGAACAAUAUCAUUUUCCAUCAUGACCCGACCGGGGAUCGAACCCGGGACCUCUCGGUUCAGAACCAAGCACUUUGACACCGAGGUCGGCUAAGAAUUAAGAAAUAUUUGUAACUAAAAAAAUCACAUUACUGUUUACAAUUGACCAAAAAACCUGAUUUAUAAAAAAAUUAGUUGUCAAAAAGAAAAAAUAAAAUAUAUAAUAUAAAGCAAAUAUUAUUUAAAUAAACACGAGGUACCUAACGAGCGCACGCCGUCUCCAAUAAAUUAUAAUUAAAUUGUAAUUAUGUUAUAAAUAAAUAUGAGAUAUUGUAAAUACAUUAUAUAAUAUUAGUUACGUAAUAUGUUUCGUAUAACGGGGCGUCCUUAUAAUGUUAAUUUAGAAAAUUUUCUAUAUUCAGUAUUUAUGUGUAACAGAUACAUUUAAUAAUACAAUGAUAAAAAAAUUAUUAUAUAUAUAACUCUUAAAAAAUAUACAAGAAUUUUAUUCGCCUGAUGAUGAUAAUUUAAAUAAGCGAUACUGCACUUCCGCGAUAGUCCGAUAAACAAUACGGUUUUUAUAGUAAAAAUCAUGAUUUUUCACGUCUAAGGCUACAAACUACUAGCAUUCCGGAACGACCGUAUUGCUACGAAACGCAGACAGUGUCGGUCCAUAUCAUUCCAGAAGGGCUUGUUUUGUUAUAUGUAUAUAUAUUUUUACAUUGUAUGUGGCGCGUGGCGUGUGGUUCCGCCCUAGAAUAGUACCACUCCAUAUCCUUCCGUGGAUGUCGUACGAGGCGACUAAGGGACACAUACCCUAGGCAGCUGAUAGGCAACAAUAUCAUUCCCAAGGAGGGUUGACGUCGAGGGUUGACAGGCGGCCGGUUGUAUAAUAACAGCUGAAUCUUCAAAAUUUAAGGGUUUUUUUUAUAAGCUGACCCGGGAUUCGCGGCUUCGCAACCCCGAACGCAACUAGGUUGAUGCCAUCCAUGCAGAGAUGAUAUUUUUGACACAGUAUAUAUCAUAAAAAUUAAAAAUACAUUUUCUAGAAAAGUUGAUGGUAAAUAUUGUAUAAUCUGUGGCGAAUAAGGACGCCCCGGCCGUCGGAGGACAGACGAACGACCAAUUGCAUUCCUGACGAGUGUUACGUAGUGGUGCGGGUUCGAUGCUCGGGUCGGGCGCUCUGAUGAAUUUGCAAUCAUAAACUGUCGGUCGUGUCGAGCUGUUUGGACGGGACUGACGCAUCACUUGCAGAAUGGGCGUUUCGCAAAAUGUUCAUCUCUUAAAAUGUCCACUUCUCAAAAUGACAACUUUUUAAAAUGUCAACUUGUUUUAACCCCCGAAGCUAAAAGAGGGGUGUUAUAAGUUUGUCUGCUAAGUAUGAUGAGCUACGUGGCACCGUAGCUCAUCAACGAGUGAACCGAUUUGGAUGCGGUUUCUUUUACUUGCUAGCUAAUUGUUAUGCAGUGGUUCUUAGAUAUAUUUGAUCAAAAUCGGUUCAACCGUUCAAAAGUUGUAGCGAAAUGAAUAAUGAAAGUCGUAGUGUUUUUAAAUAUGUAUAACAAAAAAAACUUGAUUUUAAAUAAAUACAUUUUGCAUACAUCGUAAAGUGAGCUUUUAAAUGCCUAUACUAUAAACUAUCGCCGAACUCGGGACAGAUACAGACCCGAAUGAACGAAAAUGUGUAGUUUUCAUGAGAGCUAUUAUUAGAGAUAUUACAAGGAAUAUCCAAUGCACGUGGAUACGGCCAAAGUUUGGCAAACUUAACUAGUAUAGCUGACAUAUGUCAGCUGAUACCAGUUUAGCGCGGCAGGACCUCGCUCGAACAGAAACUAUAACUGAAAACUUUAGUAAAAUCGAUUUAUGUGACAGUGCAUUUUAUUGAUAUUACCUUAAAAAAGGUCAAAAAAAAAACAGAAAUUCUAAAGAAAUUCCGAAACGACAGUGGCGCCAACUAGUGAGCGAACGGUAAACUCGAUUCCUGAGCAUCGAACUGGCGCGUUUGAAGGCUGCCGACCUUCACAAUAAAUAUUAAUAUACUGCCAUAGGUAUUGUGUCUGUUUGUUUUGUGACUGGCAUCUCGAUAUUUUGCGAAUAUUUUCCUUUUAUUUAUUCAAACUCAUAAAUCAUAUAUACAUUUUUAAUUUCUUCUCAUAUGGGAUAAGCUAAUGAAAAGUCAUUACCUAUAUUUAAUCUUAAUUCCAAUUUUGCAUACAUAUAGAGGAGUUCCGAAAAGGAUAUAUUUCAUCCAGGAAAUAAUACUCUUACAGUGAUAAUUCACGCGGGCGAAGCCCCUGACAUAAGCUAUUGUCGUCCAUAAAUUUAAUCAUAUAUUUUUUUUUAAUUUUGCGAUUGCCAUUACAGGUUUAGUUAACAAUAGACAAAAUAUAAUAUUGACACGCUCAUCGCAAUAAAACGUUCCUAGCGUGUUAUAUCUAAUGAGAUUUAUGUAGAGGCUAUGUAUAAAUAAUAUGAUAAAAAAUACUCAUUUCUUACUAAUUUUGAUGAUAGGCAAGAAGUAACUGUGAGUUUAUUUUGUAUAUUUAUGUACAAAAAAAUCUAAUAUUGUUCUAUUUUUAUUGUAAAAAACUUGACGCAAUUUUCAUUCUUAUCGAAUAUAAAAUCGCCUAAAGGCAUCUCGCAUGAGUUUACGGUUAUAAGUUAUAAUAAUGGACACGCAAUGGAAAUAUCUGUAAAAUAUUGAGAUCCCACCGAGCAGCUCGUUGUUACUGAUCGAAUAAUUUCAUUUAUUUGUCAUUGUCUCAAUGUGAAGUUAAACGUGUUAUAUAACACACUUAUUUUUGAAAAUUUUCUCCGAUCAGGCCCAGAAUAUUUAUUUAUUCUUAUUCAAUAUUUAUUAAUACAAUACAAUAGAAUAUCAAUCAAUUAUCUACGUUGUAACUUACAAGCUGCAACCUUUGCGAAUUCGCACAGACACAUUUUAUUAAGACUCAGUCGUGAAAUAUAGAAUAUUUUCUACACGUAAAAUGUAUCGUAAGCCGCUUUCGCAAUAUGUCGCGACAGAAUCUAGAAGAAUCUUUGAUUUGAAGUUGCUUCUAGAUUUACAGGUUAUAUUCUACGCGUGUACCAAAUUUACCAACCUAAAUCGGUUCAAACGUACACACAUACAUCGUCACAAUCUUUCGCAUUUAUAACAUAAGUAGGAUUUCUCAGUGUUCUUUGUUCACUAAACACGUAACAAUAAUUAACUAUUUCAGGCCUUAUCAGAGAAUAUUUUUAUUUAUAACAAAUGGUGUUUUAACUUAAUAACAUAAAUUUUCUCAUAAUUUUGCGGACGUCGGAAAUUAGACGCGUUAAUACAAAAUAUUCUAUUUUAAUUGUCAGUUUAACUACAAAAUUACCCCACCGCAUUUCUUCUGAAAGAAAUAAUAAUAUUCCGGCGAGGCUCUGUCGAUUGAAACGACGUCUAAUGCCAACGUCCGCGCCAGGAGCUGCGAAGACUGACCGUUGUGUUGUUUAUAUUAUAUAGUAUUAUGUAAAAUAAAUAUAAAUAAUUCACUCGUUUGUACAUAUUAAAAGAGGAGCGGGCGGGUUAUCAAUAAAUUAUAAAAUAUAUACAGAAACACAGAUGUAACGUUAUUUAAAUUUAUAUCUAAUUUUUGGCAAGAAUUUGUCAAAUAAAUUUUCAAAUGAGACAUCGCAAAAUGACCACUAUCGCAAAAUGUCAUAUUAUACUGCGAUGGGACUGUUAUUUUUUAAAUUUUAUUAUAACAUAAAUUCUAGAGCAACUGAGUAACAUUAUUUUAAAGAAAUUUAAUCUUAAUUGUGUAUAAAUAGGAAAUAAAUUAUUAAUCUUUACGAAUAUAUUUUUUUCUGUAAUUGUGAUGAGGUCUUCAUGUGUUUCCACUGGCUAGUCUAUUUAUAUGCUUGGAACUGCAUCUUAUUUUCUCAAGUAAAAAAGAAUCUAAACACAAAUGUAAAUUGGUUUCAUUAAUUCUAAAACACUGAGCUAUCAGAUUUCAUUGUUAUUAUUUCGGAACAGCUGUAAAGACACGUGUUCUGAAUAACCUGUGUAACUUUCACCCCAACGCACAAUGUCCAUUUUUACAAAUCACAUGUUUUUUUUGUAAUAAUAAUAAAGCAUUCAAAUAUAUUUUUAAAAAAUUGACUUAACGAGACAUUUUGAGUAACUGACAUUUUGAUAAUGGACAUUUUGCUGUGAGGUAUAGUCGCUGCCCGCGACUUCACUCGGUUCAUAAAUAAUACGUAAGGACUGUAUCGAGUUAUCAUAAAAAUCGGAGGCGGUCUCCUAUAAAGGUCACGUCACAAGGUCUGACAAAAUGACGUUCAUUGAACAGUGAGCUCUAAAACAACCACAGUAGACUGACUUUACUUUGACAACUAAUUUCCGCUCCGCUAAUUUCUUGUCAGUCUAAAGUAUGUCUUGUGGUGGACGCGAUAAAGCUCAUAUUUCCAUGAACAUAUAUAUGCCGGGCGGGAGCGUUUUGUAUAAACCUUGAAACCGUCGAAAUCAUGUUUUGACACUCGAAUAUUUGAGAUUAAUUGUUUUUAGACAUUUGUUGUGAGUAAUACAAACAUUUAUUUUGAAAAAUAUUGUUUGUAAUAACGAAAAGAUCUAAACAAGGGUUUGAAAAUGGCGGCGCUGAUAUAUAUUUUUUCAAUUUGAUAAUUUGUGAAAAUGAGCGAAGUAAUCAAAAAGCAAUAAAUCGAAAGAAAGUAGCAUUGUUUCUCUUUCGCACCUAGUAGUUAUUUAUCACUCUCAGUGUCUAUAUCACUUAAGUCUUUAUCCGGUUCCUUGAGCACAGCGAUAUUCGGCAUCUUUGGCCAGAAUAUUUGACGACAUCAAGCACUUUCUGUCACAUAUAAUUGAUUUGGAACCUUUCAAAACCAUUGUUAAAUUUAUUCAACAGUAGCGACGCUCUUACCGAAUUUCGCACGAUUAUACUUGACCAACAGAAUUAUACUUGGCUAUAAUACAACACGGGAAUUCAUACAAAUUGAGUAACACCAUUUUCAUGCCCUAUUUAUGAGAUGUAACCUUUGUUUAGAUGCUUCAAAAAAGGACAUUAUUGUGACAUAUUUGCAGACCACAAAUUGUAAAAAAUAGUAAUUGUACAACGUUAAGAAUCUCCUCGAAACUACCUAUCAAUAUUCCAUCAAUAGCCCGCAUCGCACUAAACGUGGCUUUCGUUCGCUUUUACUCGUUACUUUUGGCUCUGUCUACUCCAUAAGAUAUAAAGACGUGACACUCGCGUCUUUAUCCAUCUGUGUUUAAAGUUCAUAUUUCAAUAAAGACAUGAAAAGUAAUAAUUAUCUAUUUUUCAAGUGUAUAAACAGAGGGAGUAUAGUGAGCAUGCGUUCACAUUUGUCAAAACUUUCCAACUUUUGACAGUGUUUGAUGUUAUGUCUAUUGUUUCAAUGAAAUGAUAAGAUCGCGUCGGUUCCCGCGAGACCGCUGUUGUUAACUGAUUAUUAUGUAUAAAUAAAAUAUUUAUUCACAAAAAAUGUGUUUCAUUUGUGAUUUUUUUCUUUGAAGAAUUAAAAUGAUUGGAAAAACAUUACAAAUCUAAGGGCCAGUUACACUGGUUUCUGAUAAAACAUGGAAUUGUAAUCGGAUAGAUAUACUGCUGGCUUUAUGCUUACUGGUUAGCCACAUCCAACACAAUUUUGAUGUGUUUGAAACAAUUUUUAACGUUAACUGUUGGACAUCACUACAUAGUAUAAAAUAAAGUCGCUUUCAGCUGUCUGUCCCCGGUAUUAGAUUUGUGAUACCUGAGAAAAGUUUGUGUAUUAGGUUUUACCACGGGCUUCUAGUGUUACAUAUGGGCUGUCAGAUACUUUAUCAGCAAGCGGCGAAACCCUAAACUUAGAAAAGAGGUCAACUAAAAAGGAAAUGUUAAAAAUAAAACUUCAUUUGUAGAUAACAUUAAUUUUAUUCGUUAGUUGCGUCAGCACCAAUGCCCCCCGCCCUCUGUACACAUAUACACAUUUACAAAUCACUGGGUCAUUUUCAAACUCAUCAGCGAGAAAUCACUCCUGGCGUGUAACCAGAAAACGCUGAGCGCAAUUUUAAUUGUACACUCCAGGAGUGUUUUCUUACAGUAACUCUAUAUUUAUUACAAUUUUAUUUAACACUAAAAUCGCAGCGCCUAUGCUAGAACUUCUCAUAUCAUAAACAUGCAUAAACCAAUAUUAAUUAAGGCAUUUUUGAUUUACAGCGUCAAAUAGCUAGCCACUAGUUUAGCUUCAAUAUGGCGAUUUUUCAAACAAUAUCUUAGUCCUAAACCAAUAAAGCAUACCUUUCUGUUACAAUAACCAGUGCAACAUAUACCUCUUAAAUUACAUCCGAGGAAUGAAUCACGUCUCACUCACAUAUUAUCAUUUCUAUAAUUAUGAAAGAAAGAUUUAAGUACAAAAUUAUUCCUUUGUCUCGUCCAUUGAAAAACUAGAGAUGAUUCUAGUAAUUUAGGCCAAAGCACGCACUUACGAUUUUGAUCUAAGCAUAACAAUUGACAAUUAAUUAUUCAACACUCGAUAAAUGCCUCGUAUCACAAUGCGGGAGGCUCACUCUCUUCAGACAAGCGUUUUGCACCGUGCCAAGGACAGACAACACUGCAUAUAUAUUAUUUAAUAUAAUAGAAUUAUUUUUAUUCCAUUGAAAAUGUUUAUUUCUGCAUAAUGAAAGACCGUUUUGCUAA
This is a messenger RNA of Plodia interpunctella (Indianmeal moth), 11178 nucleotides long. RefSeq lists its product as uncharacterized. Lineage: Eukaryota; Metazoa; Arthropoda; Insecta; Lepidoptera; Pyralidae. The record is from RefSeq and is a predicted model, not a curated record. Gene Ontology annotation, biological process: morphogenesis of a branching epithelium. The transcript has 32 exons. Gene Ontology annotation, molecular function: protein binding. The coding region runs from base 356 to 3349 and encodes 997 amino acids.